This is a messenger RNA of Acanthoscelides obtectus, 2754 nucleotides long. NCBI's taxonomy places the organism in Eukaryota, Metazoa, Arthropoda, Insecta, Coleoptera, Chrysomelidae. The record is from the annotation of a GenBank genome assembly.
UACGGAAGUCCGCAACAUUUGGUGGCUAAUGAGGAGAACGUCGCGUGCUUUCAUGUUUCAUUGCGAAAGUAACUUUCCUUUCACCACCGUUCAAAGGGAAUAGUGACGGAAAUGACGGACAGAAAUUAAUGCUUUUUCAUAAGCCCUAGACAACUUUCUCCCUAAAGUGUCUGUGAAUAACAAGGUCACGAGGAGCGAUCACGUGACAACUUGGCAAGUGUAUUAUGUUUUGUGACUUGACACAUUUGUCACUUCUAAAAAUAGACCCUUUUUAAAUAAUAAAAAAUAAAGACGUCAAAAGUUAUAUCAAAGUGCGAAUUUCACUAGUUUUCUACGCUGCGCAUUUCACUGCAUCAGGUGAGAGUUCGUCGUCAGUGUUUUAGGUUGCCCCUCGGGGCUAAAAGCGUGCUGAAGUCGCAAAAUGUCGGUCAGGGCAUUCAGCACCCAGCUAUUCAAACAUGGUAAAGCCUUGGUGCGACAGAUAUGUAAGAAGGAAUCCAUCGCGUCUAGAAAUAUCGCCCUCAAGAUUAAUGCUGCACAACAAACCACUCCGAAGCCCGCAAAGGUCUUCGACAAUCGCAUUGUCCCCAGGAUAUCUGGUUUGAGGAAUGUUGGGGUACAAAUUGGUCUCCAGGCAAGGAGGAUCCUCAUUGAUAAUGUCCUUAACAGGGUUACAAACAGCCUUGCUGCAGAUCUAAGGAAAAGGGCGGCCAGAAGAAUUUUAUAUGGAGAUUCUGGCCCAUUUUUUGCUUUGGUUGGUGUUAGUUUGGCAUCUGGGACAGGAAUUCUUACUAAGGAAGAAGAACUAGAGGGUGUGUGCUGGGAAAUUAGAGAAGCAAUCUCAAAGUUGAAAUGGAACCAUGCAGAUGCUGAAAUAGAUGAGACACAAUUCGAAAAUGUUCCUGUCUCAUUGGCUGACCUUUCGUUUGGCAAACCAAUUGCAAAAGGUGCAAAUGCUGUGGUAUAUGCAGCUAAAUUCAAGGAAAAGCUAGAUGAUUCAGAAAUUUCAGUUAUUGAGGCAGAAGAGCCAGAGGUACCUGUUGUACAAAAAGUAGUAACUGCAGAUACUGAUGACAUCAAUGAAUUCCCUCUAGCAUUGAAAAUGAUGUUCAACUAUGAUAUCCAGUCUAAUGCUAUGGCCAUUUUGAAUGCUAUGUACAGAGAAACAGUUCCUGCAAGAGUGUAUUACAGUAACAUUGGUGUUACUGAUUGGGAAAUAGAGUUAUCUAGAAGACAUAGACAUCUUCCUCAACAUCCAAACAUUGUUGCUAUAUUUUCAGUGUUUACUGAUUAUAUUCCUGAAUUAGAAGAUUGUAGAUGCCUGUACCCUGCAGCAUUGCCAAAAAGACUCCAUCCAGAAGGAGAGGGAAGGAAUAUGUCUCUAUUCCUUCUUAUGAAAAGAUAUGACACUAGUCUCCAGGAUUUUCUGUCAUCUGUCCACCCAUCAACUCGCACUUCAAUUCUGCUGUUCACUCAGCUGCUUGAAGGCAUAGCCCACCUAACUUCUCACGGCAUAGCCCAUCGCGAUCUCAAAUCUGAUAAUCUGUUGCUUGAUAUGGCAGAGUCAGAGGCGCCUGUCCUCGUCAUCAGUGAUUUUGGUUGCUGUCUGUCUGAUAAGAACAACGGGCUUAUGCUGCCUUACACCAGCUACGAGAUCGAUAAAGGAGGAAACGCAGCACUGAUGGCGCCCGAGAUAGUCAAUCAACAACCAGGCACUUUCAGUGUUCUGAAUUACUCGAAAUCCGACUUGUGGGCUGCGGGCGCGAUCGCAUACGAGAUAUUCGGCUCUCCGAAUCCAUUCUAUGCUAAAGAAGGUCGACAGAUGCUGAAAAACACCGACUACAAAGAGAGCGAUUUGCCGGAACUUCCAGAAGAUGUACCAUUUGUCAUUAGGAAACUGGUGGAGGCAUGUCUGAGGCGCAGACCAAAUAAGCGCAUUGACCCUGAGAUAGCUGCCAAUGUAUGCCAGUUGUUUUUAUGGGCUCCAAGUUCAUGGUUAAAACCUGGGUUGGUUAAGUUGCCUUCAAGCACAGAAAUACUCCAGUGGCUGUUGAGCUUAACCACCAAAGUGUUGUGUCAAGGUAAAUUGACCCGGUCUUCAGGAGGCGCUUUCAAAUCAGAAAGAGAUAGUUUUAAAUACGGCAGAAGGACCUAUCCUGAGUACUUACUCAUAUCUUGCUUCCUCUACAGAGCAAAAUUGGCCAAUGUCAGGGCUGCUUUAUCUUGGAUCCAUGCUGUUAAUCUAGAUUUAGAAGCUGAUUAAUAGCUUGUAAAUAUAUUUGUGUUUUUUUUUCGUUCGAGUAUUUUUCUGCCAUACAAUCAGGUUAUUUAAGUAAUGAGCGCAUUAAGUUUCGAGGAUGCAGUUUAUUUGGAAUUUUCUGUUUUGUCCAAUUUCAGCAUAAGAUAUUUUUGUUGUCAAUAUUGAUUUCACCUGAAUAAGUUAUAUCUAAAAUCAGGCUGUAUAUUUUCACUUACCCUUGUUUUUGAAUUUCAAGUAUUUUUUUAUCGAAUUUAAUUUCUCAUAUUAAAAUUCAUCCACAAUGAAAUAUAAUAUUUAUUUUCACAUAUUUAUUGGUUAUUAUUAAGAAAUACGAUUUUAUCUGUAACAAAAAAGACUGGUCCAGUGAUGUGAUAAUGUGAAACCAAAUUUUGCAUUAGAUUGAACCCCCUUUUGUGGCAGAUAAACUAUUAUUGUAAAGGAAUAUGUUAAGAAUGAAAGUUUUAAUAAAGUUAUUCAUUGCUAAGUCGUACACA